Molecule: messenger RNA, 3747 nt
Organism: Ichthyophthirius multifiliis
Lineage: Eukaryota; Ciliophora; Oligohymenophorea; Hymenostomatida
Product: MIR domain protein
Exons: 3
Biological process (GO): calcium ion transport
Source: RefSeq, a predicted model, not a curated record
AUGGUUCUCUAAUAAACAUCGAAUUAUCUGAUUUUUAAAAUUGUUUUGUAUAUAGUGAAGGAUAGUUAACUUCAAAUAUAAUUUUAAAAUAAUUUAAAUAAAAUUAAAGGAAAAAGAGAUCUUAAUUUUUAUAAUACUGUUUUUAAAAUCGUUCCUUACAUGGAAUGUAAAUAUUAAAAUUAACUUUUUGAAUAAAUAUAAAAUAUUUAUGAAAGUUAAAUUCAUAAUGAAUAAGGUAUUAUUUUUCUUUUUCUUUUUUUUAUUUUUAAUUUUAAUUUAUAUUUAGAGAUGACUCUUAGAAAACAGAAAAUUACUCAACUUUAGUAAAACCUUGAUGGCGAACUGAAUUCUAAUAUUAUUAUUUAUAAUAAAUUUAAAAAUACUCCUGUUUUAUUUAAUAUUUCUUCUUUUCAUUUAGUACAUUAGGCUUCUUUAAAGUAUUUAAGUAUUGACUAUAAUAAUAAUGAUUCCUAUCCGUUUAAAUUAGUAGAUUUUGCUGAUGAAAAUUGCUUAUUUAAAUUUAUUCCUUGUUUAAGUUUCCAAAAAUAAAGGUCUAAUGUAGUUUAUAAUAAAGAUUAUUUGUUAAUUUGUAAUUGUAAAACCAUUUAUAAUCGUAAACCUUUUCUAUACACAAAUUAUUAAGGAAAAAGCGAGAUAAAUAAAAAAGAAAAGCUUAAAAAAACUCAAUAAACAGAAAAUAUUUAUGCAAAUUUAGAAACUUCUUGUAAAUGGAAGUAAAAAAAAAAAAGAUUAUACAAAUUUUAAUUUUAAAUUAGAAUAAAUCUAUACUCAGAAAGUGAAUAAAAUGAUUAAAUAAGUCAUAUCUAUUGUGGAGAUUCUAUUUGGAUUUGUUUGUCUGAAUAAAAUGUAAAAAAAGAAAAAAAGUCUUUUUAAGAAAUAAUUGUUAUUCCAAGAUUACAAAGAUGUAAGAGCUUAAUCAUAAAUGAUUAAUAAUUUUCUUAGUAAAGCUUUUCUUGUAAUGCAGGAAAUAGUAUAUCUAAAAUAUAAAAUUAAUAAUUUUAAUCAAAGGUUAUAAACAAUGAAUUUAACUUUUAAGAUAAGGUUUGUUCUAUUCUUAAAAAAGUUAGUAAAAAUUGCUUUGAUAUUUCAAACGAUGUUUUUUUUGAGGAGUUCACUAAUUUAAACUCUUUUAAUCAAAUUAAAGACGAGGAAAAAGACAUUCAAAAUUUUAAUAUAAAUUAACUUUGGAGUAUUGAAAACGAAGAUAUAUUUAAAGGAGGAAGAAUCGAAUGGAAAGCUAAUUAUAGAUUAAGACAUUUUAAAACUGGAAAAUAUUUAACUGUUUAUUAAAAAGAUGAUAAAGUUUUUUUUUUAUUUAUGUAUUUUAAUAUAUUUUUAAAAAUUUAGUAUCUUCUUAGAUUAACUGAGAAUCCUUGUUAAUAUAGCUUAUUUAAAUUUGUUUAAUAUUAACUAAAUAAAGAAUAAGAAAAUUAGAAAUUCAUAAAUAAAGAUUGUAUUUAUAUUUUUUAAAAUUUUAAAACUUAACUUUUUCUUGGAUAUUCUAAUAUUUCUUAACAAAUAAAUGAUAUUAAUUUUGCACUAACUAAAGAUGGUUAUUUUUUAUAUUUAUAUAUUUUUUUUGUUAUGUUUUUUUUGUUUAUAUUUAUUUUUUUAGUUCGUUCACUUAAUAUUUUUCAAAUGAGAAAAGCUUUUUAAGAUGAAAUUUGGGAAAAUAAUUUUCUUUUAUAUUGUUUUUAAAUUUUAAUAGAGUCUGCUUUAUAUAUGAAUAAAAUAGUAAAUUAAUAUUAUUUAAAAUAAUAAUUAUAAAUUUCUUCAUUUAAAAGAAAAGUGAAAAGUAUUUAAAAAAUAAAGAUUAAACAGGUUAAAUUUUUUAAAAAAUCUGUGAAAUUUUAAAUUAAUUAAAUAAAUAUAUUUGUAAUACUUUACUUACUAAUAUAUUGUAAUCAUAAGAUUUCGGAAAAUUAUCAUUAAUAAGAUCAGAUGUAAAAUAUAACUUUUUUUAAAAAAAAUAAAAUAAAAUAUUAUUUUCAAUAUAUAUAGUUAUUAAGAAAAUAACAUAUUAUUGAUCUCUUAUGCAUAUUUCUAUUUUUAAUAUUUCCGAAAAAAGAGGAAUUAAAUUAAAUUAAUUUAUAAGAAAAGGAAAACUAUUUAUUUGAAAAUUAUGAAAUCAAUAAAAGAAACCAGAAAUAAAAUUAUGCCUUUUAAAAUUAUUUUGACUAAAGUAUAGAAAUAAAAUAAUAAAAACUUAUAUAAAUAAAAAAAGUAAGGUAAUAUAGUAAUACAAUAAUAAACGAAGAAACAAUAAACUUAAAAUUUGAAUUAUCAUACUUAAUAUAUAAAAUAUUAAAAAAUAGCUGCUUUUAAAAUUAAAAAAAUUAAGAAAACAUUUUCAAAUUUAUAUAAUAAUUUAAAGAGUAAAUUGGUUAUGCUGAAUUCGUUUGUGAUUUUUUAAUUAAAUGCUUUGAUUAAAAUUAAAAUAUUCUUUAAUAAUUCUCCUGUCCUUAAUUUAUUGUAAUGUUAAAAAGCUAAUAUAAAUAGAAAAAUUAUUACUAAAUUUAAUAAUUAAAUAAUAAAACACUACUUAAUGCUAUUAUCACUGAUCUUACAAAAUUUCCAAAACAUUCCAAACAUGAAAUAAUUAAAUUCCUCAGUUAAACUUGUGUUUAUAAAAAUUAGGCUCUUUAUAAUAAUUAGGAAACUAUUUUCAAUGCCCUUAUGUUAGAUCCUUAAAUAAAAAAUCAUAUCUUAUAUAAUAUAUUUAUUUCUAAUGAAUAAAAUAAUUAAUAUGAAUAGAAUAACGUAUAUAUAAUUAAAUAAAUAUUUAAAAUAUAUAUAAUUUUAAAUUAUAGUAAUAAAAUUAUCAAUUUAUAUAAGACUUUUAAUUUUUAAGUAAUGUUUGUGAAAAAGAUAUAAAAAAGAAGAAAUAAUAUAUAAUAAAUUAACUUAAUUUAUAUUCUAAUUUAUGCUUUAAUAGAAAUUAUAAUUCGUGUAAGUAUUUCUCAAACUUUCUUUAACUUGAAAAACUUGUUUAGUUUUCAUUAAAACCUUAAGUAGAUGAAUAAAUAAGAGCAGAGAUAUUAAAAUUAAUUAAUUAUAUAUAUAUCGGUAUGUUAUUUUUUUUAUAAAACUAAUUUUAUUUUUUAUAUAGACAAAGAACCUCGAUUUGUUUAAAAGAAACCAAAUUUUAUUUAAAUUUUAAAUGUAAAUUUAAAUGAUAUUACUAAAAACAUUUAGAUGAAAAAAAGACAAUCAAUAAUAAACAAAAUGAUUUAAUCUGUUAUAAAUAUCGAAAAUAAUAAUUAAAAGGGAAGAGAAAGUAUUUAAAGUUAAUUUAAUAUUAAAAAACACUUAGAUGAUUAAAAAUUAUAUAAUAGUACAAAACAAACUGAAAUUGAAAAAGAAUAAAAAAUAUUAAAUAAAUUAAAAAUAUCUCUACUAAGUUAUUUAAAAAGUGUAGAGAUAAAUAAUAAUUAAAAAGGUAAAAAAAUGCAAUAAGAAUAAAUAUUUAAUGUUUUUACUUUAGAAGUAUUUAAAUGUUUAAGAAAAAUGUUAAUAUUCGGACUAUUUAAAAAUAAUAGCAAUAACAAUAAAAAAAUAACAAUAACAAUAAAAAUAGUAUUAAUAAUAACAAUAAAAAUAGUAUUAAUAAUAAUAAUAAUAAUAAUAAUAAUAAUAAUAAUUUUAUUGAUUUUGAAUUAUAUAAAACUAUAUUUUAACAGUAUAAAUUUUUUAGUUAAUUUUCAGAUAAAAGAACUUUUUAUUUGA